Adelges cooleyi (spruce gall adelgid) is the source of this 1657-nucleotide messenger RNA. RefSeq lists its product as uncharacterized. The transcript has 2 exons. The record is from RefSeq and is a predicted model, not a curated record. The coding region runs from base 146 to 1537 and encodes 463 amino acids. Lineage: Eukaryota; Metazoa; Arthropoda; Insecta; Hemiptera; Adelgidae.
UAUUAUAACCGAAACACUAAAGUGGUGACCUCGACUGAAGAUGGAAUCCAACGCCAAGGGCAAAGAAACACUGAAAACAGAAAACAAGAUCAACGCGAUCGACAUUAAUCUACUACUAUAGGUACUUUUGAAGAAGGUGACAACUAUGGCCGUACUGAAAUCCCGGUAUGUAAUGUUGUUUUUUUAUUUUAUAACGCAAUUUCUCUAUCGGUCGUACGGUGACCAGACAAAAGAAUUCGAGAAGUCGGUAAACACAUUGUUAAGCAUACAGAGUUUGGCUACCGGUUACCCGGUUAUUCAAAAAGAUCCAUACGAUCGUCAGAGUUUGAACAGCUGGUCCCUCGGAGAUUUGCAGAGAAAAAUAGACGAAUUAAACAACCGACGGGAAUGCGGAUACCUUUACAGCACUCAGUUGCAUUUGAAAUUGACCAGAGACGUGAUAUUAAUGAACGCCAAUAAGGCUGUCGCGUCUGAGACGAUCGAGGAUUUUCAGUUCGAAAAAGAAGCGCUCCUGAUGAUCGAUUCGUUGUUGGAUCUGAAACCCGACCGGUUAGGCGACUUCUGGUUACUUUUCGAAUACACCCUUAAGAUGCGCACGUUCUUGUGGUAUAUCAUCAGAGGCGGUACGUGGGCGGUGAAGGCUGAAUAUAUUGACGAAAAAUCAAAGAAGGACGGCCACGUGGAAUUGAUAAUAAACAAACGCAUCGACGACAACGGAUGUGCACCCGACAACUAUUUCAAUAUGGAAUUCGAUAAGUGUUUACGCUUGCCAUUAGAAGACGAACGACCGGCUGGGCAAAACGAAGACGAUUUUUCAUUCCAAAACAUAACAGCUCAAUCGUCCAGUGAAACCAACGAAAGUGUGAUGAACGCAAUACGAAGGAACAAACAAUUACUGCACGUAAUCCUCGUCGAAAACCGGGCUAACCGACUACGGUGGUCCUCGACGACUGGCUCCUUGUGGCUAUUUCGCGACGAGAGAGCAUUUGAUCUGUUUUUUGGCGAAUUCUUGGCCGGCGAUUCGGGCCUUCCUGUAGUACGGUUUCCGGGAUUGGAUUAUGAAAAAAAUUUGACAGGAAUCGAUUCACUCGGAGGCUGCCAGAAUCGAGUAAUCGCCACGUUGAAACUGAUAAUGUUGCAAAUAACAUUGUCGUAUACGAAUCGACUCGGCGAAUCCGGCAACUUUUCAGCAGACCUUAAGAAGUUCAACGUUCAAAUCAUCGACCGGUUUCGGCGCUUAAUGGUAUUGAAAAAGGACGUGCAUUUCAGAAUACUCAACUACAAAUUGUCAUACCCUUACAAAAAUGUUGAAAAAUGUAAGUCAUGUCUCGACGAAUUUAUUGUUUGGUCGAUUGAUACGAUUACGACUAAUUAUGAUUUACCCAAAAAUAUCAAAGCGGCAGUGACCUAUAGUGUAAUGUCCUUAGGCGACGUUUUUAUAGUAGGCUUAAGUUUGGUCGAAAAAAUUCAAAAUGAGAUUGGCGAAAAUCCAAUCAGGAUGGUGCAAUCGUUUUUGAAUGAAAUCCGCAAACAUUAGUCAUUUCCUGACCUCUAUGUUAAGACUACAAGACAUGCCACUAAUGUUUCUUUUAUUAAAACUUUAUAACAUGUAACAUAUUUUAUAUAAUCUUAAAAAAAAUAAUUGUUCGUAGUACAA